UGCCUUUAAAAACAUCAAAACCUCUAUUGGACCAGUGAGUGCUUAGCUCUGAACCAAUCAUGUGUUAGUCUUAACAAAGGGAUCUACUCCCUCCCUCAGCCAGAGGAGGAGUAAUGAUGAGAGCUGUAGAGCGAGAGGAAACAUGAACGCUUUAUGAGACUGAUCACCACAGCGAGGAUGGGCUGAGUACACGUUUAUUUGAAAAUGGAGAACAGAAUUCUGAUGUUCUAUGGAUAUAAGACAAAGAUUUGUUGACGGGAAUAUCAGCCGCAUUAGAGAAAUGAGGCAGAGGAUCGGAGGGUGGAGAUGGGCAGCGCUUUGGCUGUUCGCUUUCUCUCUAUUGUGGAAUACAGUUGGAGCUCAGAUUCGCUACACGAUACCCGAAGAGUUAAAGGAAGGAUCUAUCGUUGGGAACAUCGCGAAGGAUCUUGGUUUUGACGUCUCAGAUAUUGCCGAGCGUAAGUUACGAAUAGCAUCUGAGUCGAAUAGGCAAUAUUUUAGUGUGGAUUCAGGGAAGGGUGAUCUGGUAGUUAAUAGCAGAAUAGACAGAGAGACGCUCUGUGGACAAAGCGCCAGUUGCCUAAUGCCACUGCAGAUCGUUAUUGAGAAUCCAUUACAGAUGCAUAAGGUAGAAAUAGAAAUACAGGAUAUUAAUGACAAUGCACCGAACUUCCAUAAUAAAGAUGGAGUAUUAAAAAUUUCAGAAUUGACUGCUCCAGGCGUGCGAUUUAACCUUGAAAUUGCUGAGGACCUCGAUGUUGGCAGCAAUAGCUUAAAGUCAUAUUCAUUGAGCACUAACAAUUUCUUCCGGCUAAAUUUAAAGACAGUUAAAAAUGGAAGGCAGAUACCAGAGCUAGUGCUUGAGAAAUCACUAGACAGAGAAAAACAGGCAGUUCACAAGCUAAUAUUAACAGCUCUAGAUGGUGGUAAUCCGGUAAAAUCGGGCACAUCGUUAUUGCAAAUAAUUGUUCAAGACUUCAAUGACAACGAACCAAAGUUUGAUGUAGCUGUAUACAAAGCAUCUGUUUUAGAAAGCGCUGUUAUUGGUUCAAGUGUAAUCAAAAUAAAAGCGACCGAUUUAGAUGAAGGUCUAAAUAGUGAAAUACAAUAUUUAUUGGCUGCGCACACGCCUGAAUUGGUAAGAAAUGCUUUUAGUGUGAACGCUGAAACCGGCGAAAUAACAGUAAUUGGAAAGCUAGAUUACGAGGCCACCACAUCAUAUACGUUUGAUGUUUGUGCUAAAGACAAAGGGAAUCCAGAGCUCGAAGGGCAGUCAUCGGUUCAGAUAGAUAUCAUAGAUGAGAAUGACAAUCCUCCAGAGAUUAUCCUGACGUCCUUACCGAGUCCUGUUCCUGAAAAUUCAACGGUGGGAACUGUGGUGGCUCUGAUUACCGUCAAAGAUUUGGACUCCGGUAAUAAUGGGAAAGUUGAGCUAAUUGUCUCCCCGGAUCUUCCCUUUAAAUUAAAGCCAACUUUCGAUAGCCAUUAUUCACUGAUAACUGACUCAUUAUUAGAUUGUGAGGUUCAUUCCGAAUAUAAUGUAGAAAUACUGGCCAUGGACUUUGGUGUUCCACCCUUAAAAACUGUGAAGACUGUAAAUGUAAAAGUGCUUGAUGUAAAUGACAACCAACCAAUAUUCUCACAGUCUUCAUAUAAUGUUUACAUAAACGAAAAUAAUCUGGCAGGCGUUUCAUUGUUUUCUGUAUCUGCAGUUGAUACUGACCAAGACAAAAAUGCUCUUCUCACUUACUCAGUUCUGGAUUUAAGUUCUAAUCAAGUUCCAGCAUCAUCCUAUUUUUAUAUAAACUCUGAGAACGGAACUAUUUACAGCAUGAGCUCAUUUGAUUAUGAGAAAAUGAAGCUAAUCAGCAUUGUAGUGCAGUCUAGAGAUCAUGGCUCUCCAUCUUUGAGCAGCAACGCCACAGUUCAUGUGUUCAUUCUGGACCGGAACGAUAACGCACCUGUUAUCAUCUACCCGUCCACAUCCAUGGGGUCUGUUACUCAUCAGAGGAUGCCUCGUUCUGCUAAAGCAGGACAUCUCGUUACUAAGGUGACAGCAGUGGACGCGGACUCGGGUCAUAACGCCUGGCUGUUCUACAGGCUCGCGGAGGCCACGGACGCGUCUCUGUUCAGUGUCAAUUUACAUACGGGAGAGGUGAGAACUAAACGCGCUGUUUCAGAGCACGAUGACUCCUCGCAGAGACUGGUGAUAGAAAUAAAGGAUAAUGGAGAGCCGAUCCAGUCCACAACUGUCACAGUGGAUAUACUGAUAGAGGACGGCUUUCAUGAGCCCAUCUCAGACUACAGAGAGAAAAUUAUCGAACCCAACAAGAAAAGCAGCAAAAUUACAUUAUAUCUGAUCAUCUCUUUGGCUUCUGUAUCCUUGUUUUGUCUGUUGACGUUUUUCAUCUUACUGGUGAAAUGUGCGCGAGGCAGUAGACGCGGCUCAAGCUGCUGUAUCAGGAGAACAAAUUCUGAAUACAAGAACCCCAACAGAAACCUGCAGAUCCAGCUCAACACUGACGGGCCCAUUAAGUAUGUGGAGGUUCUGGGAGGAGACAUGAUGUCUCAGAGUCAGUCCUUUGGCUCCUAUCUCUCUCCAAUGUCAGAAUUCAGUGAUCUCACCCUCGUUAAACCCAGCAGCACCACAAACUUUACAGACACGCUAAACGUGCUUGAUGCGUCAUUACCAGACAGCGCGUGGACGUUCGAGAGCCAACAGGUGAGAAAGCCUAGAUGUAAAAAGUUAAUGUGUAUACAUACACUAUAUUAUUUAUACUUAACAGUGAUAGAAUGA
Sinocyclocheilus rhinocerous is the source of this 2797-nucleotide messenger RNA. Its product is annotated as protocadherin gamma-C5-like. Gene Ontology annotation, molecular function: calcium ion binding. The record is from RefSeq and is a predicted model, not a curated record. The transcript has a single exon. Gene Ontology annotation, biological process: homophilic cell-cell adhesion. Lineage: Eukaryota; Metazoa; Chordata; Actinopteri; Cypriniformes; Cyprinidae. Bases 230 to 2797 code for a protein of 855 amino acids. Gene Ontology annotation, cellular component: plasma membrane.